AUGAGGCUGCGCUACGCGACCGCCUCCUCGCCGCCGUCCAACAGUUCGAGCUCGGCCAGCCGCCUCCGCUCAAGUCGCUCCUCUCCGACGUUGGCCGACCUCCUGCUCGUCGGUGGUGUUCUCGCCUUGCUCCGCUACAGCCUCUUCUCGCAGUUCGACCCUGGCAACGCAAAGGCGGCCCGGUAUUGGCCGUCGGCGGGAAACUUGCAGCGGCUUCCAUCGUGGGGCGGCGGCGGCUGCGACGACACCUCCUUCUCGGUGCCCAAGGAGUUCUCCUGCCCGAUUUCUUUGGAUUUGAUGCGCGACCCUGUGGUGGCGUCCACCGGCCAGACGUAUGACCGGCCAUCAAUCAUACAGUGGAUCGGGGAGGGCCAUUCCACCUGCCCAAAUUCAGGGCAGGCACUGGCAGACAACCGCCUUGUGCCGAAUCGUGCACUCCGCAGUUUGAUAUCACAGUGGUGUGGGAUGUAUUGUUUCCAGUAUGAUUCCCCAGAGAGCAACGAGGGGAUGGCCGAAUGCGUCGCCACCGCGUGCAGCAGCAAGGCGGCAAUCGAGGCAAAUAAAGCCACAGCCAGGAUUCUGGUCAGGAUGCUGGUGGAGAGUUCAGAUAGCUCAAAGGCAGUCGCUGCCAAGGAAAUUAGGUUGCUGGCCAAGGCUGGGAAGCGGAACAGAGCGUUCAUCGCCGAGCUCGGUGCAAUCCCGUUGCUCUGCAGGCUGCUCCUGUCAUCAGAUCAGAUUGCGCAAGAGAACGCAGUGACGGCGCUGCUCAAUCUCUCCAUUUACGAGCCGAACAAAACGCGGAUUAUGGAACAGGAGGGUUGCUUGUGGCUUAUCGUCAGCGUGUUGCAGAAUGGCUGGACUACAGAGGCCAGAGAGAAUGCAGCAGCAACUCUGUUUAGUCUCUCCGUGGUCCAUGAUUACAAGAAGAUGAUCAUGAAUGAGCCAGGGGCUCUGGAGAAGCUGGCUUGUAUGCUGAAAAAAGGGACGCCAAGGGGGAGGAAAGAUGCAGUGAUGGCACUUUUCAACCUCUCAACUCAUGCAGAAAGCUCAGCUCGGAUGCUUGAGUCAAGUGCAGUUGUAGCUUUAAUCGAGUCACUGAGGAACGACACCGUGUCGGAGGAAGCUGCUGGUGCUCUGGCUCUGCUCAUGAAGCAGCCUUCUGUUGUGCAUCUUGUUGGGAGCUCUGAAACUGUGAUCAGUAGCCUCGUUGGAUUAAUGAGACGGGGAACUCCAAAGGGCAAGGAGAAUGCAGUGUCCGCUCUAUACGAGAUAUGUCGCCGUGGUGGCUCAGCAUUGGUUCGGAGAGUAGCAAAGAUUCCGGGGUUGAAUACAGUAAUACAGAACAUCAUGCUCACUGGUACAAAGCGCGCCAAGAAGAAAGCAAGCUUGAUCGUCAAGAUGUGCCAAAGAAGCCAAAUGCCGUCAGCAAUGUCGCUAGGCACUAGCUUGAGGGUGGUUGAUCAUUCUUUGGUAGGUAACAGCUCAUUGAGGCGUGCUGCGAGCUUUGGCAGUGGAGAGUUGUCGAAUCCCGUUUCGAUAUCAGUGCACGUGCCCUAG
Messenger RNA from Triticum turgidum subsp. durum (durum wheat), 1557 nucleotides. NCBI's taxonomy places the organism in Eukaryota, Viridiplantae, Streptophyta, Magnoliopsida, Poales, Poaceae. The record is from the annotation of a GenBank genome assembly.